AUGGGUGGGAACAAGGGCAAGGCCCGCCAGCGUCCUUCGAGACCCGGGCGGCCGGCCUCGGAGGAGCAGGAGUCCGGGUCGGCCAGUGCAGACGGCGCUCCCAGCAGGGGACGCCGCCCGGGCCGCAGCAAGACCCGCCAGGCGAGAGCCCCCAAGGAGCCCGCCCCCGCGGGGGGCCACAGGACGCCCCCGGAGGAGGGGGACGGCAGCUGCGGGCGGCCAGCGGGUGGGCCGCCCCCAGAAGCGCAGGACAGGCGAGGCGGCGGGCAGCGGGGUCGCGGGCCAGGGGAGAGCCGCGGGGGGCGCCAGGAGGUGGAGGUGGAGGAAGAGGAGGAAGAUGGCCUUGCCCGAGGAGCGCCGCGGAGAGGCAAGCGCGGCCGCCGCAGGAGGAAAGGCACCGGGCGGGGACCCUCUGCCCGUCGGUGCCGCCCGGAGACCCGGAGCCUGGAUGGGCACACGUCAGGCGGGGACGCGGGCAGCUCCUGCCCGGACAGCGGCAGCCAGGGAGGCAGGGCCUCGGAGCGGCGGCCUGGGUCGGAGCCGACGGACUCGGGCUCCGAGGGGGCCCAGCUUGGGCGGGGGUCAGGGCCGGAGCCGGGCCAGCGCCCGGGCAGCGAUGAGCAGAGCGGCGGGAAGGGACGGCCGCGGGCGGGACCCCAGCGAGCGAGCGGGGAUUCCGGGACAGGCACCGACUCCAGCCAGGACGGGGCCGCCCCGGGACCUCCGAGCCCGGCCUCUGAGGCCCAGGAGGCCGCCAGCUCCCCGGAGGGCAGCGGCGGGUGCGUCCCCAGCGCCUCGCGGGCCCCUGGGGCCCCUGGGCCGGCGCAAGACCCCAGCGAGGACGGGGCGCAGCCCGAGACGGGGCCACGGGACCCCGAGCCGGCAGGAGCCGAGGAUCCGACGGCCGGGGCGCAGCACCGCCGGGAGGGCCAGGAGGUGGCGGCGGCGCCAGCGGCGGAGGGCGAGCCCCAGGCGGGCGCUGCGCGAGGGGUCCGGCCGGGGGUCGCAGCGCCGCUGGCCGCCGUCGCGGUGCUCCGCAGGCUCCGCGCCAGGUCCCCGCCCAGCCCCGCUCCCCAGGCCGCGGGUCCGCGCCGCGCCAGCCUCAAGGAGCGGGUGCUGCGCGUGGUGCGAGCUCUGGGCCUCGUGCGGUGGCUGCGGCGACGACUCCCGCGGGCCCCGGGCGAGGGUCCGGGGCCGCAGCGGCCGCCGGGCGAGGGGCGGAGCCGCGGGCCGGGGCUGCGGCGCCGUCUGGCUCUGCGCCUGGCGGGUCUCACGCGGCUGGGGGCGGCGCCCCGGACGCCCCCCGGCGGCGGCUCGAGCCCCCCACAGGAGGCCCACGGCGAGGACCCGACUCCGGACCCCAAGUUCGCUGUGGUGUUCCCCAGAAUCCACGGGGCGGGGGAGGCGACGAGCAGCCGGAGCUGCCAAGAAGCGCCCGGGGUCGCCGACCGCGGGCAGGACUGGCCGUCUGCAGGGGCUGCGGGGGACAGUGGGGAGGGGGCGACUGGCCCCCGCCGCGACUCUCUCCUCGCCUCGACUCCCCGCAGCGGGUGCCCCGUCGACGCGGGCGGCGCCCCCGGCGAGACUGCGGUGCACUGGGCGCGGGGCGCGGGGCCCCGCCAGGACCCCGGACUCGGCCCCGAGCCGCUGCUGCCCCGGCUCACGUUGGAGACGCGCCGGCGCGGGGAGAGGAGCGCGGGGUCCCGCGGGCCGCCCAGGGGGCGGUGGGAGCCGGAGGACGAGGCCGAGGCGGCGCUGGAGGGCAGCCUGGAGUUGAGCCUCGGGCAGGGCCCGGAGGGCCUGGAGGACACCGAGGACCUGGCCCGGCUCCGGCUGGUGUGCGACAGCUCCGUGCUGCUGUGCCUCAAGAAGAGGUUCCACCUGGGCCGCAUCUACACCUUUGGGGGGCCCCUUCUGCUCGCUCUGAACCCCCGCCGUCCCCUGCCUCUCUUCUCACCUGAGGUCCUGGCCAGCUACCACCCCAGGAAGACACCCAACACUGCCCCACACAUCUUUGCCGUGGCGGCAGCAGCCUACCGCCUGUCCCAGAACCCUGGCCGGUACCCCUGCAUCCUCCUGGUGUCUCCCCCCUGCAGGGGGCACAGCGGCUCAGGAAAGACAGAAGCCGCCAAGAAGAUGGUGCAGUUCCUAAGCGGCCUGGGGCAGGAGCAGAGGAGGGACAGGGCGUCCCAGCUAAGCGAGGUGCUUCCCGUGCUCGGCAGCUUCGGCCACGCCAAGACCGUCCUCAACGCCAACGCCAGCCGCUUCGGCCAAGUCUUACGCCUCUGCCUGUGGGACGGGGUCGUCGUGGGCGCCUCUGUGUCACACUAUCUGCUCGAGACCUCCCGGGUGGUGUUUCAGGCCCAGGCCGAGCGGAGCUUCCAUGUGUUCUAUGAGCUGCUGGCAGGGCUGGACCCCACGGCCCGGGAGCAGCUUUCCCUGCAGGCACCGGAAGCCUACUACUUCCUCAACCAGGGCCGGGUGUGCAGGCUUCGGGGCAAGGAGGACGCCCAGGACUUCACAGCGCUGGCCAGGGCCCUGCAGCUUUUGGGCUUGAGCCCCGAGGAGCUGGCCGCUGUCUGGGCCGUGCUGGCCGCCACCCUGCACCUGGGCAACAUCUGUUUCUGCUCUUCCGAGAGGGAGUCCCAGGAGGUGGCCGCUGUGGCCAGCUGGGCCGAGAUCCACACAGCAGCCCGGCUACUGCAGGUGCCGCCAGAGCACCUGGAGGGGGCUGUCACCAGGAGGGUCGUGGAAACAGCCUACGGCCAGGUCUCAAGAUCCCUGCCCGUGGAAAGCGCCAUGGAUGCCAGGGAUGCCCUGGCCAAGGACCUGUACUCGCGGCUCUUCCGCUGGCUCCUGCGGAGGGCGAAUGUGUGGCUGGCAGCCCCCGGGGACAGAGGCCACCUGCGCACCAUCACUGUCGUGGACGCCUAUGGCUUUGAGGCCCUGCGGGUGAAUGGCCUGGAACAACUGUGCAACAACCUCGCCAGUGAGCGCCUGCAGCUCUUCUCCAGCCAGAAGCUGCUGGCCCAGGAGGAGGAGGAGUGUCAGCGGGAGCUGCUGCCGUGGGUGCCCAUCGCUCAGCCACCAAGGGAGUCCUGCCUGGACCUGCUGGUGGGCCAGCCCCACAGCCUCCUGACUGUCCUGGACAACCAGACGUGGCUGUCCCAGGCCACGGACCACACCUUCCUCCAGAAGUGCCACUACCACCACAGCAGUCACCCUGGCUACGCCAAGCCCCAGCUGCCCCUGCCCGUCUUCACCGUGCGCCAUCACGCCGGGAAUGUCACCUACCAGGUUCACAAGUUUCUACACAGAAACCGGGAUCACCUGGACCCGGCCGUGGGGGACGUCCUUGCCCGCAGCCAGCUGCAGCUGGUGGGCAGCCUCUUCCAGGAAGUAGAGCCCCAGGCGGAGGGCAGAGCAGGCAAACCCACGCUGGCCUCCCGUUUCCGCCAGUCCCUGGGGACCCUGCUGGCUGAACUGGGCAGGAGCCACAUCUAUGUUGUCCAGUGCCUCGACCCCAACCCCGGAAAGAUCCCGGGCCUCUUUGAUGUGUGCCAUGUGGCUGAGCAGCUGCACCAGGCGGCCGUCCUGGAGGCCAUGGGCACCCGCAGCGCCCACUUCCCUGUACGGGUGCCCUUCCAGGUCUUCCUGGCCAGGUUCCGGGCCCUGGGGCCCUGGGGGCAGGAAGAAGCCCCUGACCGGAAGAGGUGUGGCACCAUCCUGAGCCAGGUGCUGGGGGCCGAGUCCCCGCUCUGUCACCUCGGAGCCACCCAGGUUCUGCUGCGGGAGGAGGGCUGGCAGCGGCUGGAGCGUCUCAGGACCCAGCGGCGCUCCCAGGCCCUGCUCGCCCUGCGCUGCAGACUCCGUGCCUGCGCCUCCCGCCAGCGGCUCCGCCUCCUGCUCCGGAUGCAGGCUCGCGUGCGUGGGCUCCAGGCCAGGAAGCGCUACCUGCGGCGGCGUGCAGCCCUGGGACGCCUGCACACCCUCUUGCUGGUGGCCCGGCCCCUGCUCUGGAGACGCCAGAGACUGCAGCUUGGACACUGGAGUGGCCGGCACGGCGGCCAGGACUCUGGGGAAAUGCCGAGCGAGGAGCUAGGGCGGCUGGAGAUCCCGGCUGAGCUGGCCGCCACCCUGAAGACAGCGAAAGGCCACCUGGCCGGCCUGGCCGGGAGCAUCACGGAGUGCCUGCCGCCUGAAGUCCCUGCCCGGCCCCGCCUGGCCCUCCCGCCGGACAUCGACCAGUUCCCCUUCUCCAGCUUCAUCGCCACCAGCUUUCAGGAGCCGUCCCUGCCCAGCCCAGGGCAGCCACUGGCCAGGCCCCUGACCCGCCUAGAUGCGGAGAAUUUUGAGCCCGCCCUGGACAUCAACAGGGUGAUGCUGCGGCUGCUGGCGGACGGAUCCCUGCCCCCCUGGCAGGAGCAGGCCAUGGGCUUGUACCUGGUGCGGCGGGGCCAGCGCUGCCCAGGGCUCCGGGACGAGCUCUUCAGCCAGCUGGUGGCCCAGCUCUGGCACAACCCAGACGAGCAGCAAAGCCAGCGAGGCUGGGCCCUCAUGGCUGUCCUGCUCAGUGCCUUCCCCCCCACGCCUGCCCUGCAGAAACCGCUGCUCAAGUUCGUGUCUGACCAGGCCCCCCAGGGCAUGGCGGCGCUGUGUCAGCACAAGCUGCUGGGGGCCCUGGAGCAGACGCCGCUGGCCCCCGGGGCCGCACGGGCCCAUCCCCCUACCCAGCUCGAGUGGACGGCCGGAUGGCGGCGGGGCCGCAUGGCGCUGGACGUAUUCACCUUCAGCGAGGAGAGCUACUCAGCCGAGGUGGAGUCCUGGACCACAGGAGAGCAACUGGCCGGGUGGAUCCUGCAGAGCAGAGGCCUGGAGGCGCCCCCUCGUGGCUGGUCUGUGUCACUGCACUCCGGGGACACCUGGCAGGACCUGGCCGGCUGCGACAUUGUGCUGGACCUCAUCGGCCAGACCGAGGACCUGGGGGACCCAGCAGAACCCCAAGGCUACCCCAUCACCCCCCUUGGCCUAGCCGAGGACAUCCCCCCCGCCCCUGGUGUCCAGGCCCCCACACUGCCCCCAGGCCUCCCUCCAGGUCCAGCUCCAACACUGCCUGGCGCGGGACACGCAGGGGAGGCCCGGACGCUGGGGAGCCUGGAGGGCUUCCUGGACCACCUCUUCGAGCCGGUCUUCUCCCCGGGAGGCAGUGACCUGGAGCGAGGCUGGGCUCUGAGCGGCCGCAUGAAGGGAGGGGGUGGCAUCGGGACCCCGCAGCAAGCCUACCCCUUCGUGUACCCAGGGGUGGUGCAGAUGCCCGGGUACCAGCCGGCCAUGAUACCUGCACCCUUGUCCAUGAUGCCAGCGAUGGGCACAGUCCCCACCAUGCCAGCCAUGAUGGUGCCGCCGCAGCCGCAGCCGCUGCUCCCCAGCCUGGACACGAGGCAGCUGGCGCAGCAGCAGCAGAACUUCAUCAACCAGCAGGCGAUGCUCCUGGCCCAGCAGAUGACCACGCAGGCCAUGAGCCUGUCCCUGGAGCAGCAGGCCCAGCAGCGCCAGCGCCAGGCGCAGGCCUCCAGGGAUGCCUCCCAGGACCCACCCCCAGCCGUCACCCCAAAGCCCAAGAAGCCCCCUACUCCCCGGGUGGAGCCAAAGCGGGAUCCGGAGCCCGUGGGUGCCAGCUUGAGGGACGAGGACUCGGAAGACUCCCCGGAUGGGCCCCUGUACCCCAAGAGCUUCCAGCAGAAACGGGACUACUUCCAGAAGAUGGGGCAGCAGCAAAUCACGGUGAAAACCAUGAAGCCUCCAGCCAAGAUCCGGAUCCCACAGCAGGAGGAGGAGGAGGAAGGGGAGGAGGAGGAGGAAGGGGAGGAGGAGGAGGAGAAAGAAGAGAACACGGGAGCAGUGCCGGCCCCUCCUCCUCCCCCAGGAGGGAAGAAGCCCCUACAACAAGGCAGGGACAAAGCCGCCAACGAGGCUGCGCCAGAGCCAGAGGAGGCAGGGCCGGCCCAGGGCAGGAGGCCCACGGUGCGCAACUUGAACGGCACAUCCCAGCGGCCAGAACCUAGCAGGGAAAUCCGCAACAUUAUCCGGAUGUACCAGAGCCGCCCGGGGCCGGUGCCUGUGCCCGUACAGCCGUCCAGGACCCCCAAAGCCUUCUGGAAGAAAAAUGACCCCAAGGAUGAGGCUCUGGCCAAACUGGGGAUCAACGGUACCCACUCCCCCCCCUCGACGCUGUCCCCCAGCCUAGGGAAGGCGCCCCCACCGGCUGUGGCUCCACGGCCCAAGGAUGCCCCACGACCCGGGCCCUCCAGCUCCAUCCGGAAGAAGCAGGAGCCCCUUCGGGACCUGUUCACCCAUACCCCGCCCGCUGCCCAGGCACUCCCUCCUCCACCAGCACCCCCCUUGCCUCCACCUGUGGACCCCGAGACCCCUGCGGCAGAGCCUCAUGACUUGCCGGAGCCCAUGAGGGACCAGGGGUUCUCCACCCAGCUGCUGGUGCCUUCCGGCAGCGUGUGCUUCUCCUAUGCCAGCGCCCCCUGGAGGCUGUUCCUGCGCAAGGAGGUGUUUUACCCCCGGGAGGCCUUCAGCCACCCCUAUGGCCUCAAACUCCUCUGUGAGCAGAUCCUGCGGGACACCUUUGCUGAAUCCUGCACCCGGAUCUCCCAGGAGGAGCGGUCCAAGAUGAAAGACCUGCUGGGACACUUGGAGGUGGGUCUGGACUCCCUCGGCACCGUAGAAGACAGCGUCAGGAAGCGCAUCGUGGUGGCCGCCCGGGACAACUGGGCCAAUUACUUCUCCCGCAUCUUCCCCGUCUCGGGUGGGAGUGGCAGCGACGUGCAGCUGCUGGGCGUGUCCCACCGGGGGCUGAGGCUGCUCAAAGUGACCCAAGGCCCCAGCUUCCACCUGGACCAGCUGAAGGCACUCUGCUCCUACAGCUUUGCCGAGGUGCUGGGCGUGGAGUGCCGGGGCAGCUCCACCCUGGAGCUGUCGCUGAAGAGUGAGCAGCUGGUGCUGCACUCGGCCCGGGCCAAGGCCAUCAAGGCCAUGGUGGAGCUAUUCCUGAGUGAGCUCAAAAAGGACUCUGGCUAUGUCGUCGCCCUGCGCAGCUACAUCACGGAUGACAGCAGCCUGCUCAGCUUCCAGCGCGGGGACCUCAUCAAGCUGUUGCCGGUGGCCACUCUGGAGCCGGGCUGGCAGUUUGGCUCCGCCAAGGGCCGUUCUGGGCUUUUCCCUGCCGACCUGGUGCAGCCGGCUGCGGCGCCUGACUUCUCCUUCUCGGAGCAGGGGAGCAGCCGCUGGCGCAAGAGCCAGCUGCAGCUGGGGGAGCCGGGGCUGGCGCAGUGGAGCAGGGUCUCGGAGCGCCCUGCACAUCGCCGGAGCCAGGCAUUCAGCGACGACUCGGAGGCCACCAGCCUGCCCUCCUCUGUGGCCUAUUCUUCCCUGUCCACUGACCCCCACAACUACACCAUGCAGGAAUUCGCCCUGCGUUACUUCCGGAAGCCGCAGACCCCGCUGGACCUGACAGGUGAGGGGAAGGCCAUCGCCAGCCUGGUGCAGUACACCAAGGUGCCCAUCCAGGAGUCACUCAUCAGCUUUAAGGACGAGGACACGAGCAGACAAGCCGUGGCAAGCUUCCAGGCUCUGAUGCAGUUUAUGGGGGACCAGUCUAAGCGCCGGGGCAAGGACGCGACGAACCUGCUCUAUGAGCUGCUGAAGUUGUCCAGUGAGGAGAACCUCCGCGAUGAGAUUUACUGCCAGGCCAUCAAGCAGGUCACAGGACACCCCCGGCCGGAGCGUUGCGCGCGAGGCUGGAGCUUCCUCAGCCUCCUCACGGGCUUCUUCCCCCCGUCCACCACGCUGAUGCCCUACGUGACCAAGUUCCUGCAGGAUUCGGGCCCUGGCCAAGAGCUGGCCCGGAGCAGCCAGGAGAACCUCCAGCGCACAGUCAAGUACGGCGGCCGCCGGCGCCUGCCCCCUCCCAGCGAAAUGAAGGCUUUCCUGAAGGGACAGGUGGCCCGCCUGCUUCUCAUUCACCUGCCUGGGAACGUGGAUUACAAGACGAACAUUGAGACGUUCACGGUGGCAGGAGAAGUGCUGGAGGAGCUGUGCGGGCGGAUGGGCGUCAGUGACCCCCAGGAAGUGCAGGAAUUUGCCCUCUUCCUCAUCAAAGGGGAAGGUGAGCUGGUGCGGCCCCUGUGGCCCCACGAGUACCUCAACAGCGUGCUGGUACACCAGAAUGUGAGCCUGCACAGCCGGCGGCUCUGCUGGGAGACCCCGCUGCACUUCGAUAACUCCACCUACAUCAGCACCCACUUCGGCCAGGUGCUGCGGGACUACCUCCAGGGGAAACUGAUGGUCAGCACCCAGGCGGACGCCCAGCUGGCCAGGCUGGCUGCCCUCCAGCACCUUGGCAAGGCUGACAAGAACCCCCCGUCAGAGCAGGAACUGCUGACCUACAUCCCGAAGCUGCUGCACUGGCAGGUGGACGUGGCCACCGUGAGGCGUCUGAUGGGGCAGGAGCUGCGGAAGCUGCAAGGACACAGCUCGCAGGAAGCCCAGAUCAGCUUCAUCAAGGCCACGAGCCAGCUGCCCCUCUUUGGCUACACUGUCUACGUGGUGCUGCGGGUGAGCAACCUGGCCUUCCCCGGACCUGCCCUUCUGGCGCUCAACCGCCAGCACCUCCUCCUGCUGGACCCGGGCUCCCAGAAAACGUGUGGCUCCAUCGACCUGAAGGACCUGCAGCAGCUACACCUGCUGAGCCCACUGGAGCCGGGGGGCCCUCCCGGUCUGGAGAUCAACUACGGCUCGGCUGACAGCCCUCAGUCCAUGUGGCUGGAGCUGCCGCAGGCCCAGGAGCUGAUGUACACCAUCGUCUUCCUGCUGGACAGCAGCAUGUCUGUGGCCCAGUGGCCCGGCCUCCACUGAGGGUGGGGCGUGGGGAGACGGAGAAGAGGCUGUCCGCGGCCCGAGUCCCCCAGGUCAUUCUGCUUGGAUUUCACACUCGGCUGUGUUCUGGAAUCCAGCAGGCCUAAGUGGAGACCGCUAGGUGAGGGCUGUUAGACUGACGUUGGCUGGCAGACAGAGAGAGGAGCCAGACUCCCCUGGGAGUGGGCUCUAGGUCUGGGAGAUGCCCACCCAGGCUCCCAGGGAGCAGGAGCCCAGGUCUGGGGCACGCAGCUGCUGAGGAAAUAAAACGCU
This is a messenger RNA of Lepus europaeus (European hare), 9198 nucleotides long. RefSeq names its product myosin XVB (gene MYO15B). The record is from RefSeq and is a predicted model, not a curated record. The transcript is spliced from 64 exons. The coding region runs from base 1 to 8925 and encodes 2974 amino acids. Gene Ontology annotation, molecular function: protein binding; ATP binding; cytoskeletal motor activity. NCBI's taxonomy places the organism in Eukaryota, Metazoa, Chordata, Mammalia, Lagomorpha, Leporidae. Gene Ontology annotation, cellular component: myosin complex; cytoskeleton.